AUUCACUUCCGAUUUCCGGCCAAUGGGAGCGCGGGCCGGCCACUCAGCGCCCGCCCCUUUGGCGUCGCGAGCUGCCCGGGAGAUGGGCGGGCGAGUCCAGCGCGGAAGGUGCGGCUGACCAGAUGCCGUUUGAUUGUGUGUCAGCUGGCCCGAAAUGGAAAACUUUAUCCUAUAUGAGGAGAUUGGCAGAGGAAGCAAGACUGUCGUCUAUAAAGGGCGACGGAAGGGGACGAUCAACUUCGUGGCAAUUCUUUGUACCGAGAAAUGCAAGAGGCCGGAGAUAACCAACUGGGUCCGUCUCACCCAUGAAAUUAAACACAAGAAUAUUGUAACUUUUCACGAAUGGUAUGAGACCAGCAACCACCUCUGGCUGGUCGUGGAGCUCUGCACAGGCGGUUCUCUAGAAACAGUUAUUGCCCAAGAUGAAAACCUCCCAGAAGAUGUGGUGAGAGAAUUUGGGGUUGACCUGAUUGCUGGCUUGCAUCAUCUUCACGAACUUGGCAUUCUCUUUUGUGACAUUUCUCCUGGGAAGAUACUCUUGGAAGGUCCUGGGACAUUGAAGUUUAGCAAUUUUUGCUUGGCGAAAGCGGAAGGUGAGAAUUUGGAAGAGUUCUUCGCUUUGGUGGCAGAAGAAGGAGGAGGCGACAGUGUGGAAAGUGUAUUGAACAUGAAAAAGAGAGUCCAAGGGCCCCCUGUAUACACUGCUCCAGAAAUUGUGAGGGGCGCUGACUUCUCCAUUUCCACUGACCUGUGGUCAUUCGGCUGUCUGCUCUAUGAAAUGUUUUCAGGAAAACCUCCAUUCUUCUCAGAAAGUGCUUCAGAAUUAGUUGAAAAGAUUUUAUAUGAAGAUCCUCUGCCACCUGUUCCAAAAGAUUCUUCACGUCCUAAAGCCUCUUCAGAUUUUAUUAAUUUGCUUGAUGGCUUACUUCAGAAAGAUCCUCAGAAAAGGUUAACCUGGAGCUGCGUGCUGCAGCAUCCGUUCUGGAAGGAUGCUUUCUCGAGGGAAGCUGAGGAGUCCAGCGCAGAGGAUUUCCCCGUCAGCAGCAGAAGUGCGAUGGGAAGUUCUGGACCCCAGGAUCCCAACAAGCCCUCGCAGGACCCUUCGAGUGGACGCGCUGUGGGGUCCCGGGCAGCUCAGCGACCCAGCCACACUCUCACGCCAGAAAAUCCAGCCGAGUUCCGGCCUAAGAGCACUGCUGGGGGUCAGCCGAAUGAGUCCCUGUUUCUCCUCAGUUCUCGUCCCACCCCAAGGACCAGCACCGCUGUGGGGCUGAGCCCCAGAGAGGACGCUACUCAGAGUUCACCACAGAAGGCCUCUCCCUCAGCCAAGAUCACAAGUGUGCACCUGAGCCGGGAAGCACUGGAGUCACAGAUGAGAGCUCUCAUCUACAUGGACUCAGACCUGGUUGUCACCCCAGUCAUCGACAACCCGAAGAUAAUGAAGCAACCGCCAAUUAAAUUUGAUCCAAAAAUAUUGCAGCUACCAGCACGUUCAGUUGAUAAGCUAUUAUUUCUGAAGGACCAAGAUUGGAACGACUUUUUGCAGCAAGUGUGCUCGCAGAUCGACUCCACUGAGAAGAGCACGGGGGCCUCCCGAGCCAAGCUGAAUCUCCUCUGCUAUUUGUGCGUGGUGGCCGCUCACAAGGAGGUCGCCCCCAGACUCCUCCAUUCUCCUCUGUUCCAGUUGCUAAUCCAGCAUUUGCGAAUAGCUCCAAACUGGGAUAUACGGGCCAAGGUGGCGCGGGUGAUCGGUCUCCUGGCCUCGAACACGAGUGAGCUCCAGGAAAACACACCUGUUAUCGAGGCAAUUACACUCUUAACUGAAUUGAUCAGGGAGAAUUUCAGGAACAGCAAAAUGAAACAGUGCCUUCUCCCAGCCCUCGGGGAGCUGAUCUACCUCGUGGUCACCCAGGAAGAGAAGAGCAGGCUGCCCCGGCAGUGCUGGGCCGUCCCCCUGGCCACGUACACCGUGCUGACGAGGUGCCUGCGGGAAGGGGAAGAGCGUGUUGUGAAUCACAUGGCAGCAAAGAUCAUUGAAAACGUGUGCACCGCCUCCUCUGCACAGCCCCUGGGCGUCAUCCCAGGGGAGGUCGGGCCUGCUCUGUGGCACCUGUUCCGACGUGCCCCCAUCGACUCCCUCAGGGUAACGGCAGUGUCGGCCCUGUGCCGAGUCUCUCGCCAGUGUCCCGCCGCCUUCCAGAGCGUGAUCGAGAAGGUGGGACUACCCUCCGCAACCCACGCCCUGGCCACGGCCAUCUGCAGGGCCCAGCAGUGCCUCCUGACCCUGUUCUCCACCCUGCUGUCCUGCGGGAUCCACCUCCAGAGGCUGGCCCAAGACAAGGAUUUUGUCUCUACGAUUAUCCGUUUACUCGACAGCCCGUCGACGUGCAUCCGAGCGAAAGCCUUCCUGGUGCUUUGCUAUGUCCUCCUUCACAGCCGCGAGAUGCUGCUGCUCAGCUGCCAGGCACGGCUGGUGAUGUACAUCGAGAGAGACAGCAGAAAGACCACUUCGGGCAAGGAGCAGCAGAGCAGCAGCAAAUACCUGUCCAGAUGCCUGGAGCUGCUCAUCUGCCACAUCACCCAGGAGCUGCCUCGGAUCCUGGGUGACAUUCUGAACGCCUUGGCCAGCGUCUCUGGUCGGAAGCACCCAUCCACCGUCCAAGGGAAGCAGCUGAAGACAUGCCUGCCCCUGAUGCCAGUUGUACAUCACCUCCUCACUUCUCAGGUAUUUCGACCGCAAGUUGUAACGGAGGAGUUUCUUUUCAGUUAUGGAAUGAUUCUUAGUCAUAUCAGGUCAAUAGACUCAGGAGAAAGCAACAUAGAAGGAGCUGUGGGAUCGGCAGCAUCAGAAGAAUUCAUCAAGAUCACGCUGUCAGCCUUCGAAGCCAUCAUACAGUACCCCGUGCUGCUGGAAGGCCACCUCGAUACGGUCCUGGAGUACAUCCUGCCACCCCUGGUCUCCCUGGUUCAGAGCCAGAACGUGGAGUGGAGGCUCUUCAGCCUGCGGCUGCUCUCGGAAACCGCGUGCCUGCUGGUGGACCUGGCGGCUGGGGAUGGCGAGGAGGAGGAGGCCGCCGGCGGCUGUGAGCACAGCCUUGUGGCGCUGGUGCGCGAUGUCCUGCUGCCGCAGUACAAACACAUCCUCACCGAGCCCGACCCGGUGCCCGCCUACUCGCUGAAGCUGCUUGUGGCCCUGACAGAGCACAACCCGAGCUUCACCAGACUUGUGGAAGAAAGCAAACUGAUCCCACUCAUUUUUGAAGUGAUACUGGGGCAUCGGGAGAACAUUCUGGGUAACACCAUGCAGAGUGUGAUCGCCUUGCUCAGCAACCUGGUCGCCUGCAAGGACUCGAAUAUGAAGCUGCUCUACGAGCAAGGACUCGUGCAUCACGUCUGUAGCCUGUUCACUGCAGCCGCCACGCUGUGCUUGGAUGUGGACAAUAAGCACAGCGCUGAGGUGGCAGCCACCCUGCUGUUCUCGCUGCUAGACAUUCUGCAUGGCAUGCUGACCUACAUGUCUGGUGUCGUGCGGCUGGCACUGCAGGUGCAGAAGUCCAGCUCGGGAGGGGACACGCAGGCGGCGGAAGACCUGCUGCUGCUGGGCAAGCCCCUGGCCGCCUUGGCCAGCCUGCUCAUCCCGCUGCUUCCUGGCGAGGACCCUGAGGUUUUUGAGGUCUCCUCCAAGUGCCUAUCCAUCCUGGUUCAGCUGUACGGGGCGGAGAUCCCAGACAGCCUGUCCCCUGAGAACACAGAGAGCUUCGCUCGUGUGCUGGCCUCCAAGGGUCCGAAGGAUCAGAAGCUCCUGCUGCGGAUCCUCAGGAGGAUGGUGAGAAAAUGCGAAUGCUGAAGAUGAUGAACGGCAGAUUGCGUAAGAUGUGGAGAAGAUCCGUGCUGUGAGGAAACGACCUUCACAAAUCACGUUUAUCAUGGUGUAGUGUGGAACUAGGAAGUCCAUGCCAGGGGCCUAGAAAGUGGACCCGUGAAACAGCACAGAGAAUUUGUGUCCACGUUAGUGAUGGCAACACAGACAAAGUCACCUACACCUUAUUUUUGGGGAGGGCCUGUGUGGCCUCGAGAGAGGGUGCCAUGGUGACGCUGCCUUUUCUUUCAGCGGGGGGAGGGGGAGCUGCAUAAAGAAAAAUUACACUGAUUCAUUGAACUUGGGUAAAGUGCCGUGGCCCUGUCCUCCGUAGUGAGACUGCUCCCCGGAGAAACUCACAGGCUUCACGUGUGCACCAGAACCUCCGUGGGGAAAGCAGGAAGGAGGGAGGGAAAGAGAACUGAACCCCUGCAGGGGAGCCAGCACCGAGAUAAACUAGGAGUACGAAAGAAUCCUUUGCUUACAUGGAGUGUGCAGCCCAGAGGAAGAGAGAUUCAUCCCGGGUUAUUAAAAAUGUCCUCUGAGAAACCCUGGAAUAAUGGUGCUGGCCAAGGGUGGGAAGCUGCCCCAGCAGCCCUGAGCUGAGGCCUUGCUAGGUUGGGGUCCCUGGAUGGGAAGGGUCCCUGCAAUCAGCUCCGGGCAAGGGGGAGCGGGUCCUGCUGCAUGCCGGCACCAGCGGGAGGCUCCUCCGGCAGGCCAGGGUCCAGGACCCACUUGGAGUCCUCCUGAAACGUGGGAGCAACUUGCUGUGGCAUGGGCUCUCCAAGGAGCGCCCUGGUGGGCACCAGAAGCGAAAGAGUCCUCCUGCCCGCAGGGAGAGGGCCUGAGACAGGGAUACAGGGAGACACGCAGGGCAGGGCCACUUCCACCCUCGCUGGGCUCCGAUGUCCUUCAAGGAGAAACUCACCUGUUUCUCCGUUCUGAGUGUGUAUAAGGGGCCAGGAGCCUGGCGUGGCACACUGUGACCCUGGACUUCACAUCAUGUCACUGUAGCCCUUCUGUGGUGCUGGGGACGUGGCCCUGCCCUCUGUGUCUGGGAGGAACUGGGUUUAUCUUCAUUUAAUUGCAGCAGCCACAUGAGCCUGGUAACCGCUUUUGAGACUGUGCUGGACGGGUCAACCCCUGUGGGCCAGAGAGACGUCAGCCGACACUGCUCGGAUGGAGAGUAAACAAUGCCACCGGGCUCGCGGGCGGCCGGGGGGAGCCCAGGGGGACCUCUCCUGCCCCUUUCCUGUCUCUGAGGUGGUUUGCAUUGCUUUGGCCUGAAUUUUGUACUUGCAGCCUCCUAAUAAUAUCCGAGCACCUCACAGCCAAAUAGGUUGGGGGAAAAAAGAACAGAAAAACAAUACUACGUUUCUGUCUUUAGUAAUUUGAAGAGCGAGCAUUAAAAACUCAGUCAGACA
Heterocephalus glaber (naked mole-rat) is the source of this 5283-nucleotide messenger RNA. It is a transcript of the gene Ulk4, whose product is annotated as unc-51 like kinase 4. Gene Ontology annotation, molecular function: protein kinase activity; ATP binding. Gene Ontology annotation, biological process: protein phosphorylation. The record is from RefSeq and is a predicted model, not a curated record. NCBI's taxonomy places the organism in Eukaryota, Metazoa, Chordata, Mammalia, Rodentia, Bathyergidae.